CAUCCUCCUCGCAAACCGCGCGUGCAAUGUAUCCGAAGAAUCCAGCUGGUAGCGCGGCCCGCGAGAACCCGCGUCGUGUCCAAAAUGCCUCACGUCUAAACGAUGAGCGUCACGACUGCGGCAGGCACGGGGAAGAGUCUGAAAGAGGCCAAACGAAGGGAGAACAGAAACAAAAACAAAAGCUUCACAAGGAGAGGAAGAGAGCACUCGGGAGUGCAAUCUUGGCGGAAGAAAACAAGAAAGGCGACUGACCUGCCUUCCACGCCGCCGGUGCAUUUUAUGCAGUUUCGUCAUUGCGCCGCCGUGCAUGCAGUGUUGGCGAGUGACCCGCCGGCCCGGAGAACCGGCCGCGUGCAUAUAUGCUCCCGCUCGUCGCGUGGCGAGAACAUAUAGAAGCUCGCCGCUCUGCGCAUGCUCUCUGGCUGUCGGCCUUCGUGGAUACCGCUCACCACUGUGCUCGUCUAAACGCUCCAGCACCGGGCUUCGUCGGCUCCCAAGGUCAACCAUGCACGCGCCGCUGCUGGUCGUAGCGGUUCUUUACACUAUCGCCCUGUCGCACUCAUCAGCACACGUCGAAUGGAGGGAUUUCAUGAGCUGCCUGCAGCGGAGAUUCGGCCGGAGUUUCUUCCAGGAGCAGCACGCAGACUGCGCCGCCCGCAAGUUAUUCGUGAACUACAGGCGAUCGAUGUACUGCCAUAAUUGCAACGCCUACUUCCACUGCCAGGGCAACUACGAGGCAAUCUACGACUGCCAGCGCGACGGCCGCGCCCAAGAGGUGGCCGAGGCGUUCAGCGACUGCCGCGAGCAUUUGGAAGGCGCCGGCUCAGACAACCUCGUAUACAACGAGAUCGACUUGUACGGCCGCCAGGGAGGAAACUGCACUCAGGCCUACCUCGUCAACAGCCCCCGCUGCCACUACAUCCCCGCCACCGUUUUGUGCAACAACACGCGCAUCGAGCCAGAGUCCUUCGAAGAGGACGAGUCCUGAUCCACCUGAAUGAAUGAAUGAGUGAAUAAACCU
Molecule: messenger RNA, 1021 nt
Organism: Dermacentor albipictus
Lineage: Eukaryota; Metazoa; Arthropoda; Arachnida; Ixodida; Ixodidae
Source: RefSeq, a predicted model, not a curated record